Messenger RNA from Neolamprologus brichardi, 943 nucleotides. Its product is annotated as class II histocompatibility antigen, B-L beta chain-like. Gene Ontology annotation, biological process: immune response; antigen processing and presentation. The record is from RefSeq and is a predicted model, not a curated record. Lineage: Eukaryota; Metazoa; Chordata; Actinopteri; Cichliformes; Cichlidae. Gene Ontology annotation, cellular component: membrane; MHC class II protein complex.
AUGAACCUAGACUUAAGGGGCAAGUCCUACAUGAACAUCCUAACUGAGGGCAGAAAGACAGGCCAGGGCAGUGGAGAUGACAGCGUGGCAGAUCUUCCAGUUCUCACAGAUGAAGACUUUUACCAAGUAAGAGCAUGCUGUACAUUCAAAGGUCCACAGUCUGAAGAAACCGAAUACACAGUAAGUUAUUUUUUUAAUAAGAACUUGAUGAUGGAGUACAACAGCACAAGAGGCAACUGGACGGGAUUCACAGCGUAUACAAUUGAAGCAGCAAAAUGGUGGAACAGUGAUCACCUUGAUCCACUAAAAAAAAGAAUUGAAAGGAAACUGUUGUGUGAGGACACAUUAGACCUCAUCCAAUCCAUAGAUAAUCUGACAACUAUACCCACCGUCAGACUAAAAUCAGUGAAAAGGCCUAAUGGCGAGCACGCAUCUACGCUUGUGUGCAGUGCCUACAACUUUUAUCCAAAACAAAUCAGAAUGAUGUGGAUGAGGAACGGCCAAGAGGUAACCACAGAUGUCAGUUACUCUGACGUGAUGCCUAAUGGUGACUGGUACUACCAGACUCAUUCCUACCUGGAGUAUUUCCCUACUUCAGCAGAAAAAAUUGCCUGUAUGGUCGAACACCUUGGUCUCUCCGAGCCGAUGUUUGUGGUCUGGGACCCCUCCCUCCCAGUGGAACAACGAACUCGGAUAGCUGUUGGACUGUGUGGACUCGUGAUUGGAUUUGUUAUUGCAAUAUCUGGAAUCAUCUACUACAAUAAGAAGUCUGCUGCAUACAUCACUGUGUGUCAAAGACAAGUGUUCAUUCCUGUGGAAUCCCUUCCUGAAGCUGGAGCAACUUAACAGCCUGAGCAAACACUAUUAAUACAGGCACGCUCCAUCCAAGGUGCCCCAAAUAUCACAGCUCUCUGAAUAAUGAUGUCUGUUGUGAGUGACUGGG